This is a messenger RNA of Heterobasidion irregulare TC 32-1, 1419 nucleotides long. RefSeq lists its product as uncharacterized. The coding region runs from base 54 to 1253 and encodes 399 amino acids. NCBI's taxonomy places the organism in Eukaryota, Fungi, Basidiomycota, Agaricomycetes, Russulales, Bondarzewiaceae. The record is from RefSeq and is a predicted model, not a curated record. The transcript is spliced from 16 exons.
CAUGUACACCGCGCUCGACGCUACCUGGGCACCUCGACUCAAAGGCCGAUAAGAUGCAAAUGAUUAGCAUGGACCCGACUGAAGACUUUAAGAACUCACUGAAUACACAGUAUGUCGGCGUAGCAGCGUUCACGAUUUUGAUUUGGGAUCACAUUGUUUCGUUCUCUGACGAGGUAGAAUAUGUAUGGAAAGGAAACAAGGGACUUUCGGUCUACCUAUUCUUCUUGAACCGCUAUAUUACGCCACUCGGGUUCACAGUCAAUUUAUAUGCAUACUUUACGACAACAUGGACCCACGAGAGCUGCGCCCGUUUUGUACGAUACGAAGGUUCUAUGACUAUGCUCGGUAUAUCCGUAGUCGCUUUGAUGAUGUUUCUUCGGAUACGUGCUCUAUACAAUAGGCAGAUAUACGUGCAAGGCGCCGUCCUCAUAAUAUUGUUGACCUACAUUGGUGUCAAUGCUUGGCUCCUCACUCAUGGCAUUGGGGUUCCUCACUCGUCACUUGUUGAAUCGUGCACGAUGAUAUUCGAUCCGAAGAUCGGUCCCAUCGCCGCUGCUUCUGCUUGGCUGCCCCUGCUUUAUGAUACAAUCGUCUUGAUUCUCACCCUUCACCGCACAUUGCAAUCUGUACGGAGGAAAAACGCAGGGCAGAUCAUUCGAGUCCUCCUCAAGGAGGGUAUAUUGUACUUCGCUGUGAUAUUCUCUGUGACCCUGGUUCUGACCGUGAUGAUCGUCGCCGCUGAUCCCUCAGUAAAGAACAUCACUGCUCAACUCGAACUUCUCCUGACAGUUACGAUGAUGUCCCGCAUUACCAUUCAUCUGAAGCGAUUCGCACAUAUGAACGCGCUCGGAUAUUCUAUCUCCGUCCCAACGCCCCGUCCCCAACCCGCACUUGCAUGGAACACAAUCACGCACCCCUCGCGUAUUCAACAGAUGCUUCCUCCCUCGCGGCGCGGACACAUCCAGCAUGUGCAUCGCGUCGUGGACGACUCGUUUUUCUCCAUGGUCACUCAGCCGGGCGAGGGUGUGAGUACUCAGGAGCAGACAAGUCGCGUGAGUAACGUCAGCCGAGCUCUGGGAAGAUCACAUGCUUCAGGGGGCGAGAUAAUCUCGAUCGGGAGAGACGGAGCGGUUGGCCUCGAUGUCGAGGAGGAGCUUUAUGGGGCUGACCGGGUAGGUGCUCGGUCUGUCGGUGGUGGUGAGAUAGAGCACGUCGAGAGGACGAUGCAGAACGCGAAGGCGUCGGACGUGUAAUGCACGUCUUGUUGGUUGCAUACUUUGGAAGCAUAGGAUAUUUAUUCGAGGAUGAGGAUCAUUUAGAGCUUCACUUUUACUUGUCCUCUGUAUUUGGAGGAGGACGCGUAGCCAUAAUGCUGUAUUUGUAUCACAGUUACCUAGGAAUAAUGCACUCGUAUCCGGC